Molecule: messenger RNA, 2213 nt
Organism: Cimex lectularius (bed bug)
Lineage: Eukaryota; Metazoa; Arthropoda; Insecta; Hemiptera; Cimicidae
Product: RCC1 and BTB domain-containing protein 1-like
Exons: 10
Coding region: 281-1852 (523 amino acids)
Molecular function (GO): protein binding
Source: RefSeq, a predicted model, not a curated record
CAAACGUGAUAACGUUAUCACAGAUCCGCGUAGAAAUGUCCAUGGCGUCAUGUUAAAACAGGAUAUAUAUCAUUACAAUCUUUUCUGAUUUAUUUCGUCAAUUAUAAAUGUCGAUGACAUCCUGGUUUGCCGUCGAUAAAACACUUUUUUCCUGUCUGACAUCUCGCAUCCGGCUCAAGCUGGUCGUAUUUACCUCUGAGUGCCAGUCUUUUCACGAUUAUCGCUUGAGUAUCAACUGUCUUUCCGAAGGGCGAUAAUUGAAUAUUUUCCCCCCCGGAGAAUGCCAAAGGUGUACUCACCGAUUAAUUUCGACCUCUGGCCGGUCUUCAAUGAAGUCCACGAAGCGGAUCGGCGAAAAAUCGUCCUUGCACAUAUUUUCGGUGAAGAUGGAAGAAGCGCACUUUUCAUCACUGAUUAUGAUUCUGUUUAUGCUGUCGGCGCAAAUGAUCUCGGGAGGCUUGGUAUAGGUGAUAUCGAGUUUGCCUCCACCCCUGUUGAAAUCCCUUUUCUGAAGGGCCGACAAGUAAAAUGUUUUGCAUCUGGAUCAGCACACACCCUUGCUUUGACCGAGGUAGGCGAACUCUAUUCCUGGGGCAACAACACUCUUGGCAGGUUGGGAAACGGGACAAUCCUCGAUAGUUCGACACCCGUCCGGGUCUUCCUUCCGCACAGAGUGCUUGUCAAGUCUGUUUGCUGUGGGGACAGAUAUUGUCUUGCUCUCUCUUACGACAACAGAGUUCUACACUGGGGAGAUGUUCAAUUUUCGAGUUGCCAGGGACAAAACAUUCCAUGUGAAAUCUCUUUUCCAUUUGAGUCUAUUAUUUGUGAAAUUGCAUGUGGUUGUUUCCAUGCAGCAGUUUUGACCACCUCCGGUCAGGUGUACACUUGGGGUAUAAAUUCUUUAGGUCAGUUGGGCCGGAAGGCAGAUUCUAUUGAUGUGAUACCUGCACUUGUAGAACGGCCUCCAAAUAGCGGGCCUGCGCUCGCGAUCGGUUGUGGGCUGACAUCUACUUUCAUCCUCAAUAGAAAAAAUAAGCUAGAAUCAUACGGUGUUUUUAAAGAUCAAGAGUUCAACAACGAAUUAAACUCCCCACCUAUUGAUGAGUUUGCCAUCACAAACAUGGGUUGUUUAUUAUGUGCGAGGAGUGAUGACCGUUACUUCAUCCACGAUGAAGAGUCAUUCUUCGAUAAAAAAACACUAAAACCCAUCGACAUACACACCAUGCAGAAUGCUUUUGCAAAACGAGCCACUCCGCUGUUUCUCAAGGCGAACCCGUCAGAUAUGGCACUGGAGGUGGUUGAACCGAUCCAAGGCUCCACUAGGGACAUCGAGAAAAUGCUUUUUGAUAAAAAGGAGUUCAGCGAUUUAGUGAUUAAGCUGUCUGAUGGGCUUGUCUAUGUACACAAACUCAUUUUAACUACUUUUUGUGAACACUUCAAAUCUAUGUUACUUGGAUCCUGGGGUACAGAAACAAAAAAUGAAAUGGAUAUGCAGUCAUAUAAUGCACGUGCUUAUCGGGCAUUUUUGAAAUUUGUUUACAGUGGCACGCUUGAACCACUUCAAGGUCCUGAAUUAAUAGAUUUAUAUAGCAUUGCUCAAUCGUACUUUGAAUCAGAACUAAGAGCGAUGACUGUAACCAUGUUCCGUAAGAGGCUGCAGCCUGAGAAUACAGCCAGUCUUUAUGCGCUUGCAUGCAAGGGGGUCUGCGAGGAGCUGAUCGAUAUUUGUCAUGAAUUUGCAAGCGGGCAUGUCGAUGAGGUGAUCUCGUCUGAAGGUUUUGACAAUCUCAGCCCCGAUCUGUGUAAAACUCUUGUCAAAGAGGCGACCAAAAGGAAGAAGAAAAAUAUCUAAAAGUGCACCAUUCUGAUUAUUACAGGUGUGAAAGUGGCACAUACGCCCCGUACUAAAAACUUUAAGGACAUAACAAAUUUAUGUUAUAUAGAUGGUAUAUUCUUCAGAUUAUAUUUUUAUUAAAAUUUAUAUGGAUAAUCUGUCAGCUAUGUUGCAAUUCUACAAAUCUUUUUAAACGAAUGCCACUAUUUUCUUUAUCCUCUAUGCUGUGAAUUGUAAAAUCAUUGUGAGCUGUUAUUCACAGGUUAAUAUACGCUUUUCUUAUAUCAAUUACAUCAUCAACAUCACACAAAUGCUUACAAACUCAUAUUUCCUAAUUGUAAAAAUAAUAUUUAUUUAAAUAAAUACAUAUUUUUUUAAA